AUGGACAAGUCAGGCCAAGUUUCGCAUGUGGAACAACCUACAAAAGAGAGUGCCCGCAAUGCUCUCGACGCCCAGAGCCAGAUGGGCUUCUGCGAGGCCCUGCGGCUCUAUCCUAGGGCUGUGCUCUGGUCCGUGGGCUUAUCCACUGCCGUGAUCAUGGAAGGAUACGCUGUAAUGCUGCUUUCCAGUUUCUACGCACUGCCCCAAUUCAACCGCAAAUAUGGCCAGCUCCAGUCAGAUGGAUCCUAUGUCAUAUCUGCCCCCUGGAAAUCGGGACUGUCGAACGGUGCGCUCUGUGGUGAGAUCCUCGGGCUUCUCAUAACGGGUAUAUGCCAGGACCGAUUCGGGUAUCGCAUCACCAUUCUCGGUGCGCUCUGCUUGGUGACGGCAUUCAUCUUCCUCUUGUUCUUCGCACAGAACGUAGAGAUGCUGUUGGUUGGCGAGAUCCUCUGUGGUCUGCCCUGGGGGGCAUUUCAGACAAUCACCACCGCGUACGCGUCCGAAGUUUGCCCGGUCGCACUCCGAGCAUACCUAACCACCUACGUCAACCUUUGCUGGGUCCUGGGCCAGUUCAUUGUCUCCGGAGUAUUGAAAGGGGUGCUCGACCGGCAGGACCAGUGGGCCUACCGGAUUCCGUUUGCCGUGCAGUGGGUAUGGCCGAUACCGUUGAUGGUCAUGUGUAUCUUAGCGCCAGAGUCUCCCUGGUGGUAUGUGCGGCAAGGCCGGCUGGAAGAAGCACGACGCAGCCUGGUGCGUUUCAUGAGCGGCCCGCACGACGUGGUGGACGAAAACCUGGCGAUGAUGCAGCACACGAACGAGCUCGAGAAAGAAAUAUCCGCAGGGACAUCGUAUUGGGAAUGCUUCCGAGGGUCCAACCUGCGGCGGACGGAGAUAGUGUGUGUCACCUGGCUUAUACAGGUCAUCUGUGGAUCACAGCUGAUGGGCUAUUCAACGGUGUUUUAUAUCGCGGCCGGGAUGGACGAGAGCGCGUCCUUCAGCAUGUCGCUCAUCCAGUACGCGCUCGGAGCAGUGGGUACGGUGCUAUCAUGGUUCCUCCUGGCAAGACUGGGGCGGCGGACUCUCUACUUGUAUGGGUCCUUGACUCUUUUCAGUCUUCUCAUGGUUAUUGGGUUCGUAUCGCUGGCUCCACGUGGAAGUAGCACAAACUGGACAAUUGGCGCACUGCUGUCGAUUUUCACAUUUGCGUACGAUCUCACUGUCGGCCCGGUCUGCUACUCGCUGGUUUCGGAGCUCUCGUCGACACGACUGCGGGCCAAGUCAAUUGUCUUAGCUCGCAAUGUGUACAACUUUGGAGGUAUAGUGGUGAACAUCCUGAUCAACUACCAGCUCACAUCAACUGCAUGGAACUGGGGAGCACGGUCCGCUUUCUUUUGGGCAGGGAUAUGUUUCUGCUGCGUGGUCUGGAUCUUCUUCCGCCUCCCUGAGCCAAAGGGACGAACAUAUGCUGAGCUUGAUGUUCUCUUUGCGGAUAAGGUGUCUGCGCGCAAGUUCAGUUCCACUCAGGUCAAUGUUUUCCAAUCGGCGGGUACGCCAGCUCAGUGA
This is a messenger RNA of Penicillium arizonense, 1563 nucleotides long. RefSeq lists its product as uncharacterized. Gene Ontology annotation, molecular function: carbohydrate:proton symporter activity. Gene Ontology annotation, biological process: carbohydrate transport; transmembrane transport. Gene Ontology annotation, cellular component: membrane. The record is from RefSeq and is a predicted model, not a curated record. The transcript has a single exon. Lineage: Eukaryota; Fungi; Ascomycota; Eurotiomycetes; Eurotiales; Aspergillaceae. Bases 1 to 1563 code for a protein of 520 amino acids.